AUAGGUAGUCGAGUGUUACUAAAAAUAGAACGGACGGAACUAACAAUCAGCGUUUCCGCGUCCGGCUGUAGAGAAAAGCGGAAAUCACGUAGGCCUCUAUAAGCGGCCCGCGCUAGGCCGGCCGGCUGAGCCACACACAUUUUCUCCUCAGAGGCCGGCAAUCGAUCACAAAGAGGCAGCUAGAAAAGGGGAAGGAAGAGGUGCAACAGCAACUCAGACUGAAGGAGGAAGAGAUCGGAAUAAGUCAGUCCUUGAGUAGAUAUGGCAGCUAUCCGGAGAAAACUGGUGAUAGUGGGAGACGGUGCGUGCGGGAAGACGUGUCUGCUCUUUGCCUUCACCAAAGACGAGUUUCCUGACAAGUACAUUCCGACAGUCUUUGAGAACUACGUGUCUGACAUUGAAGUGGACGGAAAACUGGUGGAGCUAGCACUCUGGGACACUGCAGGCCAGGAAGACUACGAUCGCCUGCGUCCCCUCUCUUACCCCGACACAGACGUCAUUCUCAUGUGUUUCGCAGUCGAUCUGCCCGACAGCCUCGAAAACAUCCACGCAAAGUGGGUCCCCGAAGUCCAACAUUUCUGCCCCAACGUUCCAUUCCUCCUGAUUGCCACCAAGAAAGACUUGCGAAACGACCCGGCCACCAAAUCUUCAAUGGCUCACGACAAGCUCGAGAUAAUCCGCACGGAGCAAGGCCGGACGAUGUCAGAGAAGGUCGGAGCGUACGCCUACCUGGAGUGCUCCGCAAAGACACGGGAGGGAGUUCGGGAAGUUUUCGACGCAGCGACUCGCGCAGCUCUUGCCAAGCGCAGCAAGAUAAGAAAAGGCUGCAUUUUACUUUAGAGAGAAUUCGAUCGUGCCACCAUUUCGUUGUCCUCGUUGUCCCUGCGGGCUAUGCAGAAUGUGUUUUAUGCCCCCAGAUUGUGUGUGCGUGUGUGUGUCAUAGUACCGGAAUAUGGUGUUUUUGUAUGUUUGUUGGUCUACAUGAUAGAAUACAAGUUGGUAUUAUACUGUUAGGACACCACUCAGUCACUUCUUGUGUGCAUUAUAUAAUAUACCAUGCUGUAUAAUAUUUUUACACCGCACAACGCAAGGACUG
Molecule: messenger RNA, 1096 nt
Organism: Geodia barretti
Lineage: Eukaryota; Metazoa; Porifera; Demospongiae; Tetractinellida; Geodiidae
Source: the annotation of a GenBank genome assembly